Molecule: messenger RNA, 1513 nt
Organism: Haliotis rubra (blacklip abalone)
Lineage: Eukaryota; Metazoa; Mollusca; Gastropoda; Lepetellida; Haliotidae
Product: putative fungistatic metabolite
Exons: 4
Coding region: 105-680 (191 amino acids)
Cellular component (GO): plasma membrane
Source: RefSeq, a predicted model, not a curated record
UUACCGAUGAUUAUGAACGACAUCAUUGUUACUUUUCCGUUGUUAGCAAUUGCCAACAACGUCAUUGUCUUAAACUUUAAUUAUCACAGAGAAACGGGAACACGAUGGAUGUGAUUGUAACUGCUGUUACCGUCUACAACGUUCUGACUCUGGGUUACUGUCAGGGACAAUUGUUGAGUCAAGCUACUCUUACAAAGAAUACCCCGACGUCGCGAACUUUCGUCUGUACGUGUUCCGACGCCGCCAGCUGCACUGCAGACAAGUGGAAGGACCUCCUAGCAGAGUGUCGGCAGAUGAUGGAGAAAAUCAAACAUGAGACCACGUCAGCAAAAGCACAAGAGACAACCACUUUGGCAGCGGUGACAACCACUUCGACCCAAAGACUUACCACCACAGGUCCUGCAUAUAGGGGCUGCUAUCAGGAUAAAACCCCUCGUCUCCUUCUCAAUGAACACAUUAAGGACACCACAGCUAUGACGAUUGACAUGUGUCGAAAUCACUGCACCCUGAAGGGAUACUCCUUCUAUGGACUUGAGGCUGGAUGGGAUUGUUUCUGCGGCAACGAGAUCAAGAGUGGCUCCGAGAAGGUGUCCGACAACGAGUGCAACGAGCCAUGCGCAGGGGACAACACCAAGACGUGUGGAGGAUGGUGGAGGGUGGCCAUAUAUCUGGUUGUUUGACGGUCCUGUCUGGGUGCCUUACAAAUAAAGGAGUGUUUUAUGGUAGCCAUGGUGUGAUCCACAUACGAAAACAAUAAUAUCUACUCUUGGAAAAACGUUGUUCUCCCUCCAUGGACUCCAUUGUACCCUGUUACACCCUCACAUUGUUCCGUGUGAAGACAAGAUAUAGUCACCCGCUGUGCCGUGUGUUACACCCUGAUAUUGUUCCCCUUGCAGACAAGAUACGCUCACUCAUUCUGCCUUCUGUUACACCCUGACAUUGUUUCGUGUGAAGACAAGAUACACUCACCCACUGUGCCGUGUGUUACACCCUGACAUUGUUUCGUGUGAAGACAAGAUACACUCACCAACUGUGCCGUUUGUUACACCCUGACAUUGUUCCUCGUGUAAAGACAAGAUACACUCACCCACUGUAGCGUGUGUUACACCCUGACAUUGUUCCGUGUGAAGACAAGAUACACUCACCCACUGUAGCGUGUGUUACACCCUGACAUUGUUCCGUGUGAAGACAAGAUACACUCACUCACCGUGCCGUGUGCUACACUCUGACAUUGUUCCCCGUGUGAAGACAAGAUACACUCACCCACUGUGCCGUGUGUUACACCCUGACAUUGUUCCAUUUAAGGACAAGUUCAGGUACAUCGUGAAACUGUUUCCUGUGAACGAUAUUCUCAAGCACUGCUUUCAACAUAAUAACAGUUCCUUAUACCAUUAAGUGUGUCGAUAUUGUUAUCUUUAGUCGGGAGUUUAAACUGUUUUCAUUUUGAUUACAUGCCAUUUAGAGAGCGGUCAAAUGCAACAUAUGUUAUAUUUGGGAUUACACUUUCUUAGUA